Solanum lycopersicum (tomato) is the source of this 1312-nucleotide messenger RNA. RefSeq lists its product as uncharacterized. The record is from RefSeq and is a predicted model, not a curated record. NCBI's taxonomy places the organism in Eukaryota, Viridiplantae, Streptophyta, Magnoliopsida, Solanales, Solanaceae.
CAAUGUAUUUGGUGUUAUAGAUAAGGAUUUAAAGUAGGGGAUGCCAAAUGGCAAAACCUAAACCAUGUAUGUGUUUCUGAUAUAAUGAUAAAAUUGAAGUUUAAUUGUGAAGUGAAGAGGAAGUGAUGGCUAUUGAUUGCAAAUUUGUUCCAUACUUGACCCCUAAACAGAUCGUGUUCCCAUUCCCUGCAACUGAAAAAGUUACCAAAUUCAAGCUCUCACCUGCCUGCUGCUUUCCUUUUUUAAUAUCUUCAUAUUCAUCUUCACUUCCGUUGCGGCCAACAGUCAUCUCUGCCUAUAAGAAAAAUGUGGUGGAGUCGAAUUAUUACGAGGAUACCUUCACAUUAACUUACUUAGAGGGGAAUAGCUGGUUGUGGGAAGUUGGAGGUAUCAAAAUUCUUGUUGAUCCAAUCUUGGUGGGUAACUUGGAUUUUGGAAUUCCUUGGUUAUAUGAUGCUGCCAAAAAAUUUGUCAAGAAUUUCCAGCUUGAUGACCUUCCACUAAUACACUGCUUACUCAUCACGCAAAGCCUUGAUGAUCAUUGUCAUCUCAACACAUUAAAGCCUCUCUCCCGCAAGUUCCCAAACCUCACUGUUAUAGCUACUCCAAAUGCUAAGACACUGCUCGAUCCUCUGUUCACCAAUGUCAUCUACUUGGAACCUGGACAGGAUUCCGCGAUUGAAGUGAGUAAUGGGUUCCAGGUUAAAAUUAAGGCUACGGCAGGGCCAGUUCUUGGACCUCCUUGGCAGCGACCUGAGAAUGGAUAUCUUGUCACUUCUCCAAAAGGUGCUCUUACUCUCUACUAUGAACCUCACUGUGUCUAUGACAAGAGCACCUUAGAGAAACACAGGGCAGAUAUUGUUAUCACUCCUGUCAUAAAGCAACUUCUACCAAAUUUUACAUUGGUUUCGGGACAAGAAGAUGCAGUUCAACUAGCAAAAUGCCUUUUUGCCAGGUUUGUUGUGCCGAUGAAGAAUGGUGACCUCGACAGCAAAGGGCUUCUCGCUAGUAUUGUAAAAUCUGAAGGAACAAUGGAAUCAUUCAAGCAACUUUUGUCAAAGGAACUACCAGAUGCAAAGGUAGUUGAACCUACUCCUGGAGAACCACUGGAUAUCUCAAUACCUGUACAUGGACAAUAAGAGGAUGUAUGUUUGUUUAUCUUCAAUUAUAUUUUUGUGAACUUAAAAAAGUAUCAAACACCUAAAAUAUAAGCCAAAUGCUAUUUAGGCGAUGAUCAAGAGUAUAUGUAUGUAAAUAAUAAGAGAUUUUUAUUUCAUAAACAAAACAGUAGACACACAUUUCAACUGGUGCA